Equus quagga is the source of this 3409-nucleotide messenger RNA. Its product is annotated as selenocysteine insertion sequence-binding protein 2-like. Gene Ontology annotation, biological process: selenocysteine incorporation. Gene Ontology annotation, cellular component: ribonucleoprotein complex. Bases 99 to 2645 code for a protein of 848 amino acids. The transcript is spliced from 17 exons. Gene Ontology annotation, molecular function: ribonucleoprotein complex binding; mRNA 3'-UTR binding; selenocysteine insertion sequence binding. Lineage: Eukaryota; Metazoa; Chordata; Mammalia; Perissodactyla; Equidae. The record is from RefSeq and is a predicted model, not a curated record.
CCGGGGGGAGGCGCGGGGAGGCGGCGCUCCGCGCGUCUGCGCCGCCAGCCGACCGGGGCUGCUGGCCUCCCGGGCUGGGCUUCGUCCGAGCCGCUGCCAUGGCCUCGGAGGGGCCGCGGGAGCCGGCGGGCGAGGGCAUCAAGUUGUCCGCAGAUGUCAAACCGUUUGUCCCCAAAUUUGCUGGGCUCAGCGUGGCAUGGUCAGAGUCUUCAGAAGCACGCGUGUUCCCCAGCUGUGCAGCCACGUACUAUCCCUGCGUUCAGGAGCUACCAGUGCCUGAGCAGAAAUUCUAUACUGAAGAUAUGGCCUUUGGAGCAUCAACUUUUGCCCCUCAGUAUUUAUCUUCCGAGAUGGCUCUUCACCCGUAUUCCUAUCCUCCUUACACCCUGGAGUCUGCACGGAGUGUCUGCCCAGUGCCUGGCUCCCAGUAUGAUUACCACCAGCCCGGUUGUUACCAAGGUUUUCAGACCAUGAGGCCACGGAAGGAGCACAUGUGCCCUCUUCCACAAGACACAAAAGCUCCGCUUAAGAAAAAAUCGUAUGAUGAGCAAAAGUUUGACCGUAAGAAGGUGGAGGGAACUAUGUCAUCUGAUAUAAAAUCAGUUAAAGGUCCACAUCAGGUGUCCACUCAUGCUGCCACCGCUUUGAAAUCAGAUGGGUGUCAUAAACAGACAGACAGGAAAUCCAGAAUCGUUGAAGACAGUGGAUCUGCCUCCAAAGCUGAGUUUGAAUUUACCAGGUUGGAUUUUCCUGAACUGCCGAGUCCAGAGAACCGUGAGAUGUCGCAGACACAAAAGCAGCCCUCUUGGGGGCCUUUGCGCUCCGCCUCAGCCAGUGUUUCUCUGCUAAGAGAAGGGGGGACGCCCACUCCAGUGGUAUCAGAGGGUGAAAUAGUGGUGACGAAUACUAAUCUGACUGAGUCUGUAAUUGAUGCUGCCGCCAGUCCAUCUUCAUGUACAAGAGAGUUAUCUUGGACACCGAUGGGUUAUGUUGUUCGGCAGACAUUAUCUACAGAACCAUCACCAGCCCCUAAAAAUGUUACUUCCAUGAUAAAUCUAAAGAUGGUUGCUUCGUCAGCGAACCCUAAAAAUGUUAGUGGGUCAUCUUCUGAAGUUUUACCUUCGGAUCCUUCCUACAAAGAGAAACACGUUGUCCAUCAUACCAGAAAGUCCAAAGCAUCACAAGGGGGCAAUCCUGAACAAAAUGAAGCCUCAAGAAAGAAUAAGAAAAAAAAAGAAAAGUCUAAAUCGAAAUAUGAAGUCCUGACUGUGCAAGAGCCACCAAGGAUUGAAGAUGCCGAGGAGUUUCCCAAUCUGGCAGUUGCAUCUGAAAGAAGAGACAGAGUAGAGUCUCCGAAAUUUCAGUCUAAACCGCAGCCACAGAAUAAUUUUAAAAAUAGUGGAAAGAAGAGCCAAACUCCAGUACAGUUGGAUUUGGGGGGAAUGCUGACAGCACUGGAAAAGAAGCAGCACUCCCAGAAUGCAAAGCAGUCCUCCAAGCCAGUGGUGUUCUCAGUCGGAGCGGUGCCGGUCCUCUCCAAAGACGCCAUGUCCCAGAAGGGCCACCGCUUCAGCCAGGUGAAGACCCCGCACAACCCCCUGGACUCCAGCGCCCCCCUGAUGAAGAAGGGGAAGCAGAGAGAGGUCCCCAAAGCCAAGAAGCCCACCUCGUUGAAGAAGAUUAUUUUGAAAGAACGUCAGGAGAGAAAGCAGCAGCGUCUCCGGGAAAAUGCUGUGAGCCCAGCUUUCGGCAGUGAUGGCGCUCAGGAUGCAGAGAGCGGCGGUGAUGACCGUGCCCUCGAGCAGGCAGACCCCUCAGCUCCAGCGGGGAUGGAAGAGUCGGGGUCCUCCGCUCCUGUGCUGGAGAGCAAGUCAGAAGAGCCGCUGGGAGCUGGGCUCCAGGAGGUGGAGGCCUGCCACCUGGCCCCCGACAGCACUGCCUGCCCCAAGAUCCACAGCCGGAGGUUCAGGGAUUACUGUAGCCAGAUUCUCAGUAAAGAAGUUGACGCCUGUGUCACGGAGCUGCUGAAAGAGCUGGUCCGUUUCCAAGACCGCAUGUACCAGAAGGAUCCAGUCAAGGCCAAGACGAAGCGCCGGCUCGUGUUGGGGCUGAGGGAGGUCCUCAAGCACCUGAAGCUCAGGAAGCUGAAGUGCAUCAUCAUCUCUCCCAACUGCGAGAAGAUCCAGUCGAAAGGUGGCCUGGAUGACACCCUACACACCAUCAUUGAUUACGCCUGUGAGCAGAACAUUCCCUGUGUGUUUGCACUCAACCGCAAAGCUCUGGGGCGCAGUCUGAACAAGGCCGUUCCCGUCAGCGUGGUGGGCAUCUUCAGCUACGACGGAGCCCAGGACCAGUUCCACAAGAUGGUUGAGCUGACGAAGGCGGCCCGACAGGCGUACAAGGCCAUGCUGGAGAACGUGCACCAGGAGCUAGCGGGGGAGCCUGGGCCCCAGGCACCUGCCAGCCCGCCCGCGCAGGGCCCCAGCUGCUCCACAGAAGGUGCCCCCCCGGCACCCACUGGAAAAGAAGAGCCGCACUACAUUGAAAUCUGGAGAAGACACCUGGAAGCAUACAGUCGAUGUGCGCUGGAGCUGGAAGAGUCGCUGGAGGCCUCAACCUCUCAGAUGAGGGACUUGAAUUUAUAAGGAGUGUGCCUUCACGUGUGUUUGCGUGUGGGAGUCAGGAGGGAGGUGUGAAGAAGACUCUGGGACCUUUUCUUCUCUCAGUUCUUCUGUGUCUGACUGGCUGUUUCGUUGGGAGAGGCAUCAUGCAGGCACGUGGCAGCCUUUGUAGGCAUCCCGGGCUGCAGGUCCCCUGAGCGGGCACUCGGCUGUGCUGGCGGAAACCUUCCCUAAGCCUUGAAGGUACAGUUUUGCCUCUCUGAGCAGACUGAGAGUCUGGAAAAUACUGGAAACAUACUACUCAGAGUACUCUGCUGCUAAGGGUACUUCCUCUGUCCUGCAGGAAGCUGAGCCAGGUCUGUUAGCGGAAGGCGCCCAGGGUGUGUGUCGGGGGUGUCCUCUCCGUGGGUGAGCCAGCCCUGCCCUGCGCAGCCAUGGUGGAGCAGGAGUGGGCCCCUUCUCAGGACAUGGCCUUUGGGCCAAAGAUUGGGGGGUAUUUGGAGCAUUUGCUAAAAUGAGCCUCAGAAUGAAAAUCGGUUCUCUAACCUGUGACCUCUUUCAUGAAUUAUUCCUCUCCAUCUCUAUUUUUCAAAGAAACUAUGUAUGUUGAAGUUCCCAACUUUGAGUUUUGAUAAUGUAGAAAUCUUCUCUUUCUUUUGUAAAUGAACAUAUUCUGAAUGUGGUUUCUGUCUCCAAGGUCAGGAGGAUAGAAGUCUACUUUCGUACUUUCCUGUAAGUAAGAGGCCUUAUUUAUUUUGAAUAAAGAGUGAUGAUUUAAUUUCACUGGA